AUGCUAUUCAGUAGAAAGAUCUCCUCCUCAGUGUUUACUCUCUCUCGUUCUGCUGCUGCCUCACGAUAUGGAUUUUUGGCAGCUGCUCAACAACAACAAGGCUAUCACCGAGUGGUCAGAGAAGCCUUUAUCAACUCGAGAAAUAUGAAAGAUAUGGAACGAGUAUCAAGCAUGAGAUCUACCACAACCAUGGAUGAUCUUGCUUUGAAUACCGAUCUUGCACAAUCCACAUUACGAUCAUCCUCCACCUCAAAAGGUUCACUUCUGAAAAGAGAGCAAGCUCUUCUGACCAAUAUGGAGAAGUUGGCCAACGUUGAUCCCGCUCUCAAGAAAUUGCUCAAAGAGUAUUCUGAUGAGAUUGCCGUGGUGAUGAAUGAUGAUUCGCCUCAAGCCACAUCAAUGAUGGAUUCAGAAUUGGUGCAUCGACUGCAUGAAUGCAAUUUGAAGGUGCAUCGAUACUUGACAAAGGUUGUUUCAUCACACCUCCUUCAAGAGAUGCGAUUUUUGAGUUUGGUCAAUUCCGAGUUGGCACAUGAAUGUGUAGAGAUGAACAGUUUGCUUGAAAAGCACAUGUUUUCUCUGUAA
Naegleria lovaniensis is the source of this 585-nucleotide messenger RNA. RefSeq lists its product as uncharacterized. The coding region runs from base 1 to 585 and encodes 194 amino acids. The record is from RefSeq and is a predicted model, not a curated record. NCBI's taxonomy places the organism in Eukaryota, Heterolobosea, Eutetramitea, Acrasida, Naegleriidae. The transcript has a single exon.